Aplysia californica (California sea hare) is the source of this 1664-nucleotide messenger RNA. RefSeq names its product N6-adenosine-methyltransferase non-catalytic subunit. The record is from RefSeq and is a predicted model, not a curated record. The transcript is spliced from 11 exons. The coding region runs from base 132 to 1538 and encodes 468 amino acids. Lineage: Eukaryota; Metazoa; Mollusca; Gastropoda; Aplysiida; Aplysiidae. Gene Ontology annotation, molecular function: mRNA binding. Gene Ontology annotation, cellular component: nucleus; RNA N6-methyladenosine methyltransferase complex.
AAUGGCUGCCUACAGCGCAAUUUCUGAUUCUGAAGUCCAUUGACACUGGUGUUGUCGCCUGUGUAAUUUUGUCAAGUCAAAGUAGUUGUCCCUGCUUCUGUUGCUUUUGGCAUUAACAAAAGAUACACACAAUGGGUGAUCGUUUGAAGGAGAUGCGACAGAGGUCGCAAAAACGGAAAGAAUUACUCGCCCAAGUGUAUGGAAUUGAAAAUCCCAACAACCUGAAGUCUGUGCUCAAAACACAUGAUGAAAUAAAAGUUCCUGAGAAGAAGGAAAAGUUAAGUUCUUUCCAAGGAGGUACAGCAGCAUCUUCAUCUACGACCCCAGUCCCUUCAGCGUUUUCUCCCUUAGACCAAAAGACCACGAGAGAGAGGGACUCAGGACAGACUGCUGAAGACUUUGAACCAGAUGAAAUCUACACAGACUCAAGUGCAUUUUUAAAGGGUACUCAAAGCGCAAAUCCGCACAACGACUACUGCCAGCAUUUUGUCGACACAGGAGAGAGACCGCAGAAUUUUAUACGAGAUGUUGGUUUAGCAAACAGGUUUGAGGAGUACCCGAAACUGAGAGAGCUGAUUCGACUCAAGGAUGAACUUAUAGCAAAGACAAGUACUCCGCCCAUGUAUCUACAAGCAGACUUGGAGACGUUUGACCUCCGUGACCUCAACUGUGAGUUUGACGUGAUCCUGGUGGAACCGCCGCUAGAGGAGUACCAGCGCACACAGGGGGCUGUGUUUGACAAGUACUGGGACUGGGAUGAGAUUGAAUCCCUGGACAUUCCUUCUGUGGCUGCUCAGCGGUCCUUUCUGUGGAUCUGGUGCGGGAACGCUGAAGGCCUCGAACGUGGCCGAGCGUGUCUGAAGAGAUGGGGUUUCCGGCGGUGUGAAGACAUCUGUUGGAUCAAAACCAACAUCAAGAAUCCGGGACACAACAAGAACUUGGAGCCCAACGCCAUCUUACAGAGAUCAAAGGAGCACUGCCUUAUGGGGAUCAAAGGGACUGUAAAACGCAGCACAGACGGCGACUUCAUCCACGCCAACGUUGACAUUGAUCUGAUCAUCGAGGAAGAGCCGCAGUACGGGACCAAGGACAAGCCGGUGGAAAUCUUUCACAUCAUCGAACAUUUCUGCCUGGGUCGUAGACGCCUGCACCUGUUCGGCCGCGACACCACCAUCAGGCCAGGUUGGCUCUCCGUGGGUCCUGGCCUGACCAGCUCCAACUUUGACGCCGAAGCCUACGCCAAUUUCUUCGACACGAACCCCGAGGCCCAUUUGACGGGCUGCACGGAGGAGGUGGAGAGACUCCGGCCCAAGUCGCCCACGCCCAAGAGCAAACAGUCUUCCUCCAACGAGAGGGGGGCGAGGGGCGGGAGGGGGAGGGGGGCUGCCUCGGGGGGGAUGGGGAUGGGGGGACCCGGGAGGGGAGGGAUGAGGAGCGGGAUGUCCAGGGGGGGACCUCCGGGGAGAGGGGCCCCGAGUGGGAGGUUCAGGGGGCGGGGAGGGUUCAAACCCAGGGGUAUGAGAGACGACAUGAGGUGAACAACGUCUGCUGGGCGGCUCAAGGGAGGUUUUUACUUUUGCCUUUUUCUAUGAAAUGUUUCUUCUUCUUUUUUUUAAAUACAGUCCGCGCCGGCUUUAAGCACGGUCAUCGGGAAAAAGCUGAAG